Messenger RNA from Cucurbita pepo subsp. pepo (vegetable marrow), 2328 nucleotides. Lineage: Eukaryota; Viridiplantae; Streptophyta; Magnoliopsida; Cucurbitales; Cucurbitaceae. The record is from RefSeq and is a predicted model, not a curated record.
CUUCGCAAUUUCCAAAUGGAUAAAAUCUUCCGGAUAAUGAAUAUCAAUAGUUCAACACAUGAAUUAUUGAAUUCCACGCUGAGAAGUCCUAAAUAUCUCACUUCGCUUCUGCUGUUUCAUGGUUCCAACAAAAGUCUGGCCUCAGAUUCGGAGCUGGAACUCGAUUUUGACAAGCUCGAACAUGGAUCUUCAAUACCCAGGUCUCCCAGAAGCUGGAUUUCUGAAAAACAGGUUGAUCUCAGAGAGAUUUCAAAAGCAAGGGAGUUGAAUGUUCAGAUAGACCCAUGGCCGGAGUGGGUGAACUUCAUGGAAUGUUUGUCAAAGAAAGGGUACUUUGAAGGAGGCGGAGUACCAUUUCUGAAUGCUGAAUUGGGUGCAAAAGAUUUCAAUCAUAUUCGGACUGCCUGUCUUGAUUUUGCAAGGGAUCGGUCUAACCUUAUACGGUGCUUGUCCAGGAAAGAGUUACAGGUGAUUGCAGGAUGUGGAUGCCCAAGCAUAGAUAGGAAAGUUGUGAACUCAGGGAAGCGUCUCAGAGCACAUGUGGGCAUUGAUGAGGGAAAUGUCUGCAGUUCUUGCAACCUGCGGGGAGAAUGUGAGAGGGCAUAUGCAAAGGCAUGCGGAGACGGAGGAGGUCGGACCGUGGAUGUCAUGCGUGUUUUGUUAUUUUACGGGCUUGAUCACAUCUCUGCUAUGGUGGAGAACAGACGUUGUGUGAACAAGAAGGCUAAUGACUCUGUUAGAAAGCUGUUGAAAGAAAUUGUUGAUUACAGUGCAGGAGAACGUGAAUCUGAUGUUCUAAAUUCUAACGAGGGGUUUUCAACAGAAAAUCAUGAGACAAAUGCUUCAGCAACACAAGGCGACUGGCAUUGUCCAAAAUGCAACUUCUUCAACUUUUCUAGAAACGUCAAGUGCUUGCGUUGUGGUAGUAUAGCUCUUGAGAGGCUUCGGAAACGAAACGAGGAUCAAGCCAAUCUUCCGUUGAAGAAGGGCGACUGGCUUUGCGACAAAUGUAAUUUCUUGAACUUUGCGAAGAAUUCAACAUGUUUGCAAUGCAAAGAGAAGCCGUUGAAUCGACAGCUGAAUCCGGGGGAGUGGGAAUGCGAAUCGUGCAACUAUAUUAAUUUUAGGAAGAACACGCUAUGCUUGAGGUGUGAUCACCGACGGCCCAAAGCACUAAACACUAGAAACGUUUCUGCUGGACCUAAAUUGUAUUCUAGUAAAUUUGGAAAUAAUUCAAGUAGGAGGAAGAAUGAUGAUGAUUGUAUGUGGAGAUUUGGUGGAAGUGAGGGUGAGGAACACUGCAGAUUUCCGGAUUUUCCAAGUGCAGAAAGUGCAGAGAGAAGGAAAGUGGAGAUGUUAGAGAGGAGAAGAAGCUUGGAAAAUGCAAUGGAGAAAGAAGAAGAUCUGAUGUUGAGAUCUGACAGUAUGGAAAGAAGAAUUGAGUUUGUUGAAUGUAGUGAUGAUGAAGAUAUCAUGGAAUGGUUUGAACACAAGCCAGAACAACAACGAGUCCAGAAGGGUAAGUUCAUUUUUAGCACCAUAAGCUCUAAUUUGAACAAUAUUCUAUUUUUUUUAGUUCCUCGAAACUUCAGAUUACUGGAAGAACUUGAAAGAGGUGAAAAAGGAAUCGGGGAUGGAACUGUCAGUUAUGGGAUGGAUGAUGCUGAUGAUAUCUGUAUGGCUUCUUGGACGGGAACUAUUAUUGGUCCGCCUAAUACUGUUCAUGAAGGGCGCAUCCAUCAACUCAAGCUAUUCUGUGGGCAGGAUUACCCUGAUAAUCCUCCGAAUGUUAAAUUUCAAACUCCGAUUAAUAUGACCUGUGUCAAUUCAGAAACCGGGGUGGUGGAACCAAGCCUUUUCCCCAUGCUUGCUAACUGGCAAAGGGAGCAUACAAUGGAGGACAUAUUAAUGCAAUUGAAGAAAGAAAUGACUUCUCCCCAGAACAGGAGACUAAGUCAGCCUUCUGAAGGUAAUGAGGAUGGACGAAUAGAGCAAAAGGGGCUAGUGUUGAAAUGUUGCAUUCUAUAAGGUAAAAGGCCAAAUAUGAUAAUGUAAAUAAACACAGACAUUUGAUGUUACUAUUUAAGCAACAUGCUUAUGUCUACACGCGCAUAUGAAUGAAGCUGAGUUGUGCUCCAUUAAGUGACAUGUUUGUCAGGAUCUCAAUUUUCUUGUUUGCUAUUUGCAUAGCCUUCCCUUCCCUUCCCUUUUGAACAGCUUACUGAUGAGAUGGUUUCCUUUCGGCUGUUCUUAGAGAUCAGCAAAAGAGAUCAAAGUGAAAAAGACAAAUGCAAGUUAUGUUAAUAGAAAUCAAUCAAAAUCUUUGUA